Molecule: messenger RNA, 564 nt
Organism: Mesorhabditis spiculigera
Lineage: Eukaryota; Metazoa; Nematoda; Chromadorea; Rhabditida; Rhabditidae
Source: the annotation of a GenBank genome assembly
AUGAUGGGAUAUUCGACGAUUUUGAUCUGGGAGGAACUGAUCACCACCACUGCCGCCCCCUUCGACCCAGUAGCCGUGGCCGACAACUUUGAGAACUUGCCGGUGACGGCGGCUCCAUUUCAGCCACCACAACCGCCGGCUCCGCCCCCAGAUCCGGCCCUUCAGGCUCCGCAAAUUUCGGAGCCCCAACCGGCUCCGUAUGCCGUCGUACCGCAGCCCACCCAGCCGCAAGCCAGCGCUGCCUCUGAUGAUCUCGUCUAUUUGACAGCUUCCGGUCCGGUGCCCGUCAACCCGGCGCUGGGACCGAUUAUUCUAUACGGAAAUUCCGGAGGUUCCGGCACAUCCGGUGGCGGCGGAUCCGCAAUUGGUGGAUUUGGCCAAUCGACCCCAAUGUACUCGGGUUACGGUAGCGGAUACGGUGCCGGCUACGGUAGCCCAACCUACAGUACCCAGGCCACGGGAUACGGAUACGGUAGCGGCGGUGGAUACGCGCAAGACUAUGGUCGCUGGUCCCCCUACGGUACGACGUACAAAAUUGGGCAGGACUCGCUAGGGUACCUCGGC